GCUGCUGCUGGUGGCGCGUCAGGCAGAGCGAAGGGUCUUUCUUUCCCAUCCAUCUCGAUCUCAUCUCGGGAGGGCCGCAGGUUCGAGUCCCGUCUCUGUCUCUUCCCCCUUCCCUCCGCGUGCAUGGCUUCGCGGCUGGGCUCUUGCGGCGGCUGGGAGCAGCGGCGGGUGGAGAUGCCCGGCGAAGAAGGGCUCCAACGCGGCGGAGGAGCCGGCGAGAAAGCUCCGGGCAGCGGGGGCAGCGAGAGCCGGAUCCGGCGCCCCAUGAACGCCUUCAUGGUCUGGGCCAAGGACGAGAGGAAGCGCCUGGCCGCCCAGAACCCGGACUUGCACAACGCCGAGCUGAGCAAGAUGCUGGGCAAAUCCUGGAAGUCCUUAACCCCAUCCCAGAAGAGGCCCUACGUUGAAGAGGCGGAGCGGCUGCGAGUCCAGCACAUGCACGACUACCCGACCUACAAAUACCGCCCGAGAAGGAAGAAGCAAGUCAAGCGGAUCUGUAAGCGGGUGGAUCCUGGAUUCCUGCUGGGCAACCUCUCCAGGGAUCAAGACCCUUUGCUAGAGAAGAGGCCAUGUGGCCGGGCAGCGGGCGAGAAAGACCGGCAGAUCGAAUAUUCUCCCACUUCGGUGUUGCCGAGCCUUGGGAGGUACCGGGAGGCACCGGGCGGAAGUGGCAACCUCGGUGCCCACAUGGACAGCUACCCGUAUGGCCUUCCCACACCGCCAGAGAUGUCUCCGUUGGAUGCGAUUGACCCGGAGCAAAGCUUCUUCUCCGCCCCUUGCUCCGAAGACCCUCACCGGCCCCACAUGCCCGGAGCCCCUUACUCUCUGGAAUACAACGCCAGCCCUCUCCAGUGUAACCAGCCGUUAACCCACAUGCCUUCGUCCUCUAUCCAUUCAGCUCCGUCCAGCUGCUCAGGAAAUUCAGGAAAUUACUACUCGCCCGUUUUCCAUCCCGCUCUCCAGGUCCACCUGGGUCAGCUUUCUCCUCCUCCGGAGCACCAGAACUUCGACACCCUGGACCCCUUGAGCCAAGACGACUUGCUGGAGGAAAUGGAUCGCGACGAGUUCGACCAGUAUCUCAACGCACCCGGAGGACACCCGGAGCCUAGCGGGCUGCUCAUCAGUGGACACGUCCAGGUCUCCCAGGUGGCCGGAGGGGCACUAGUUGCCUCCGUCUCCUCAGCCCCAUCUGCCUCCUCCGAGGCCAGCCUCAUUUCGGUCCUUGCAGAUGCAACGGCGACCUACUACAACAACUAUGGCAUUUCUUAGGCUGGAGAGAGGCCAAGCCAGCCCUAUGGACCAAUCACGGAAAGACUGGGCUAUGCUAUGUGACCAAACAGAUAAAUUGUGGACAUCUCCAAUAUCUCUUGCCUCCUCUCCUCAGGGUUGCCUCAUCCGGAAGGGACAUUGCUUUGGAGUGGACCUUUGGCUAAGUCGUCAUUAUAAUUUGUCCAUGUCAUUGCUAUAUUUUGUCAAAUCCCUCCCACCCCACUCUUGUUAGAUAUCUUGACUUCAGAAUGAUGGUUCUCUCCUACCAGCAAGUACAAUGCAAGGGUCGGCUCUUGGCUUUUGUGGAUGGGAUGGAAGAGAAAACUCCGGUCCAGUCGGAGAAGUAUACGUUUUGCCACAAUCUAUAUAUAUAAAAGGGUAAUGAAAUUUCGGCCUAGGACAAGACAAAACGACACAUCCCAGAAACACUAAACUUGGCAGCACAACCCCUCAUCCAUGCCUCUACUUUCAUACAACAAAAAGCUCCAGCUACUCCAGAAAACGGCCAGGCUUUGAGACUGCAAGGCUAUUCACUGCUAUUCCACCUGGCGAACAAAGGAUUCCCAUAAGCCACAGCAACGCGUGGCCGGGCAAAGCUAGUAGGGCUAUAAAACACCAUAGUUAGCAACUGAUCUUGUACAUUGAAAUACGUAUAUUCAGAUGGGAAGGUAGUCUUAUUUCCACAGAGUUUUGGUCCUGAGAUUAGUUAAAAAAAAUGAAUAGUAAAACAUGUGGCAGUCUUGAGUGCCGGGAGCACACUUUUCCAAUUCUGUUGCCUCCAGGAAGAUGCUGACUGCUCAUGUCAACCUUUUUGGGGAAGCUACUUUGAAUCCAUAAUUGACUGAAUCUGCAAAUCCUGAUAUACGAGCCCAUUGUAGUUACCUAACAGUGAACUUGGAUUGGAUGAAACCUAAAUGGCAGCCCUCUAGCCUGAAUCCUUUUGGUUAUCCCCAGCUAGAGAAAUACCAAUGAAUUAAAUUAUAGUGACUACACACAUAUUUAAGUCCCAUUAAUUGAGUGGGUCUGCUCUAGUCAGGACAAAUGACAGAAUCGAGGUCUCAAUAUUUUUGGGAGGAGGUGAGUCUGCACUUGAAUGCAGUUGGUGCAAUUUAAUACUGUAUGGAAUCCUGGGAUGUCUAGUUUGGUGAGAGGCUUGGGAUGGUCUUCUAGAAAGACUCAAUGCAGUGGUUCCCAACUCCUCCAGAUGUUUUAGACUUAAACUUUCGGCCAGGGAUUCAAGGAGUUGAACUUCCAAACAUCUGUCAGUCUGGCCCCUUUCUUCAGAGGAUUCAAAGCACUUUACUAAACUACAAAUCCCAUGGAUUCCAUAGGGUAAAACAAUGACACUUAAAGUGCUAUGGAUCUAACAUAACUAUCUCAGACCUUUACCUGGCCAGAUCCUAAUAUUUCCAAGUGAAUAAUGAACCCGCUCUGGAUUUUAAUCUGCACUUUCGAGGGAGUUGUUCAAAGUUUUCAUUUCAACUUGCGUAAAGUUUAGACUAAAACCCAGAGCAGAGCACUUUUGCUAUCGUAGCAGCUUCCAAUGCUCUGAAAAGGCAGUCUUGGGUCUCCCUUGAGUCUGAAUUGUCUCUUUUAGAUAGAGUUGAACGAAAAAUUCACUUAGCUCACGUUUUCUCCAAAUUAGCCGAUAUCACCUUGAAAUUAUAUUGAAAUUAUGGAUGUUGGAGAAUAUUUUUGUUUUACAGCUUGUCCCUUCCAGACCCCAGACAUUGACUCCUUCAGUCUGAAAAGGAUGGCUUUGAAUCCCUGAAAAUUUAAGCCACUUUUGGGGUGUCGGAUGCACGUUGCCACCUUUUAUUGUCUCUUCGUCUACAUUAUAUAAUUCUCUCUGUAUCGUGCACUUGACCAGCUCGGGUGGUUGAGAAUUUCAUCUUCUUUAGUUUUGAGCACAAUUUUCCUGGAGUUUUGCCAUUUGGUGAGCGUUCAUGAUCCAAAAAUGCAUUGAAUGUGGAAACUCGCGAGAUUUCUCUGGGAUUUUAUGGUAUUAUUUCAGAGUCCCUUGUUCCGAUCGAUGUGUUAUUUUGCCAAAAAUCCUAAAUCAAAACGCAGCAGACUAAUCACGAUUGCUUCUGUAUGAUGCAUUUCUAGAUCUCAAUCAUUUUACAUGGAGUCAGUUUUAUUUUAGGAGAAUGUCUUAAAACAAACUCUAGAAGAUUUGGGAACUCGUGACUCUAAAUAAUGAUGAUUGUGAAUUUUUCCUAAACUGUGUUGUCGACGGCUUUCAUGGCCGGGAUCACAGGGCUGUUGUAUGUUUUCCGGGCUGUAUGGCCAUGUUCCAGCAGCAUUCUCUCCUAACGUUUUGCCCACAUCUAUGGCAGGCAUCCUCAGAGGUUGUGAGGUCACCUAUUGGAUUCAUCAGUCCUGUCAAGGCUGGAAGAAUAUAUAUAUAAUUGCAAAAAAAGAAAAUUCCAGAAUUAUUGGCUGUUAAGUGUGUAUGUGUUUUUAAGGACACUAUACGGAGUUGGGAAAUAAUUUGUUAAGCUCCAAAGAUUAAUGGCACCUUCUGUAUAACUCCAGAUCGGUAAUUUAGUUUUUGCAUUAGUUGUUACAAGAAGAAUCACACUGCCAUCUUGUACAUUUCUAUGAAGCACCUUCAUGGUUCAUUUUAAAUUCUUCUAACUACAUGAUUUGUUCGUUCUUUUGUUUAUUCCUAACUUUUAAAAAGUUAUUUGGUGACAGUUGUGCCUGAACCAAUUUUUUAAAAUAUCUAUCCUGGCUGAUUAUUUCUUUUCCCUAUUAUUAUAGUAAACCCUCCACAUUUGCUGGCAUUAGGAGCGCAGGCCUCUGCCGAAAGUGGGAAAAAACGCCAAAAAUAUUAUUUCUAAGUAUGAAAGAACACCUUUAGGUCCUCCACCAUGACUCUUAUGGCCAUUGCACAUUGACCAUAAAAUGGCUCUGGAGGGCCUACAGUGUUGUUACAUCUUCUAAUAUUACUUUAUGGUCAGUUCUGCUGGAAAUUUUUGUAAAAUUGACAUCUCCAUAAUCUUUUGGAGAUUUUAUGAUCUUUGGAAAGGCAUGACCUUGUUAGAAGUCAUAACAUUUUGAAAAAUUAUGCCAUAAUCUUUUGGGAACAUGGCAUUCAUGCAAGGCAAUUAGGUUUCUCAGUUGUUAAACUGAUGUGCCUAAAUAUGUCUUGGAACUAUUCAGGACAAAGAUAUGCCAAUGCACAAUAUCAAUUUCAGAAGUGUUUAUUUCAGUUACCCCCAAAAAAUUUAGUCUCCCCCUAAAACAUAUUUGCCUUUAAAACAUGUUCUCAAGAGACAAAAAUAAGUAACAUAGUUGGUUUACUCACAAACUUCAUGUGUUCAGCAUACAGGUGCUUUGCAUAUCAAUCUAGUUACAAAUAAG
Messenger RNA from Anolis carolinensis (green anole), 4638 nucleotides. It is a transcript of the gene sox7, whose product is annotated as SRY-box transcription factor 7. The coding region runs from base 124 to 1269 and encodes 381 amino acids. Lineage: Eukaryota; Metazoa; Chordata; Lepidosauria; Squamata; Anolidae. Gene Ontology annotation, molecular function: DNA-binding transcription factor activity, RNA polymerase II-specific; RNA polymerase II cis-regulatory region sequence-specific DNA binding. Gene Ontology annotation, biological process: regulation of DNA-templated transcription; cell differentiation; anatomical structure morphogenesis. The record is from RefSeq and is a predicted model, not a curated record. The transcript has 2 exons.